AGGAGAAAACUUUAGAGAAGGGGGAGAGGAGAUCCAGUGCUUGAGAGAAAACUAUGCUGCAUGAAGAAGAAAAGACAUAAACUCACAAGCAAGCACGUCAGGCAUUACACGAGCAACAUGUCUCGGCCACCAGGAAGAAAGCAGGAGAACCACAAAAUUAGCAGAGAACUUCUUGUACUCACAUAUGGGGCUUUGGUAGCCCAGCUGUGCAAGGACUAUGAAAAAGAUGAAGAUGUCAACACCUGUUUAGAUAGAAUGGGAUAUGGCAUUGGUGUAAGGCUGAUUGAUGACUUUUUAGCUCGUUCAGCUGUGAAAAAGUGCCGCAGUUAUGCUGAAACUGCAGAGAUGAUUGCACAGGUUGCUUUCAAGAUGUACCUUGGGGUCACCCCUAGUGUGACCUGCAGUAGUCCUGCAGGAAAUGAAUUCUCCUUAAUCCUGGACAAAAACCCACUAGUGGACUUUGUGGAGGAGCUGCCAGCAGAACGAGCUUCACUCUGCUACUGUAACCUCCUCUGUGGGGUGAUUCGAGGCGCUUUGGAAAUGGUUCGCUUAGCAGCAGAAGUUACCUUCCUCCAGGACAGGCUGAAGGGGGAUGCCGUGACAGAAAUAGGAAUUACAUUUUUAAGGAAGGCUGAAGACAGAAAGCACAAAAGAAAUAAAUGAAAGACACAUCGGGACAAACCCUGGCUGAGAGAUAUUUUGUGCCUUUUGUUUCUGAAGAAGACAUGCAGGGUAAAACAAAUGACUUGGCUGAGCCAGUUACACCAGCCAUACAACUGAAAGGUGAAGAGACCCAGACAGCAAACAGGAGGAGCAGAGCAAGGGGGAGGUCAAUGUUAAUUGUCAUGGCACAGAUAUCGGUAGAAAAGAUCCAAAUGACCUGCCCUUCCUUCUCAUAUAACCAUGCUCUUGAGCUCAGUGAAUGUUUCAUCUCCGUAUUUGGUGCAUGCUCAAUGCAAAAUAUUCAUUCAGAUCCCAACUUU
Dryobates pubescens (Downy woodpecker) is the source of this 983-nucleotide messenger RNA. RefSeq names its product trafficking protein particle complex subunit 3L (gene TRAPPC3L). The coding region runs from base 61 to 663 and encodes 200 amino acids. Gene Ontology annotation, biological process: endoplasmic reticulum to Golgi vesicle-mediated transport; intra-Golgi vesicle-mediated transport. Gene Ontology annotation, cellular component: cis-Golgi network membrane; TRAPP complex; cytosol. Lineage: Eukaryota; Metazoa; Chordata; Aves; Piciformes; Picidae. The transcript is spliced from 5 exons. The record is from RefSeq and is a predicted model, not a curated record.